AUGAUGUUUGCUUUGUUCCCGAAAAGAUGGUGUAACCGUUCUCUUACUCUGUCUAUACUGGCAGUCCUGUUGUCUCUUUUCCAUGGCCACAGCUUCCAUGCAGUUCAGGGUGAGGAUUACUAUCGGAGGGUCCAGCUAAAUCGUGAGCAUUAUCACCACAUACCUGAAUCAGACCAGCAUGCCCUUGAGAGACACCAGCUGCAGGGCAACAACCGAAGUGGAAAGUCUGCUUUCAGAAAAGCACAUAAAACUAGCGCUGAGAGGAAUACACAAGCCACUGGGGGAUCAGAGACAUCAGAAUGCCCACCAAUGGGCCUGGAGACCCUAAAAAUUGAUGAUGUUCAGCUUCAUGCCUCUACUAUGAAACGCUACGGACUAGGACCUCACCGAGGACGUCUAAACAUUCAGACUGGGCUGCAUGAGGAUGAAUUCCAUGAUGGAGGCUGGUGUGCAGGAAGAAAUGAUCGUCUGCAGUGGUUUGAGGUGGAUGCCCGCAGGCUUACCAAGUUUACCGCGGUGAUAACCCAAGGCCGGAGUUCUCUUUGGUCGAGUGACUGGGUGACAUCUUACAAAGUGCUGGUUAGCAAUGACAGCCAUACGUGGGUCACCCUAAAUAAUGGGUCUGAGGACUUGAUUUUUCCUGGAAAUACAGAGAAGGAGAUCCCUGUCCUCAACAGUUUCCCUAAGCACAUGGUUGCACGUUACAUCCGUGUGAACCCUCAGUCGUGGCACAACAGUGGCAACAUCUGCAUGAGGGUGGAGAUCCUGGGGUGCCCCAUGCCAGACCCCAAUAACUAUUACCAUAGACGAAAUGAAAUCACAACAACAGACAGUUUGGACUUCAAACACCACAACUAUAAAGAAAUGAGACAGGUCAUGAAAGUAGUGAAUGAAUUAUGUCCAAACAUUACCAGAAUAUAUAAUAUUGGCAAAAGUUAUAAUGGUCAGAAGCUGUAUGCCAUUGAAAUAUCGGACAACCCAGGGGAGCAUGAAUUGGGUGAACCAGAGUUCCGCUAUACUGCAGGCUCCCACGGUAAUGAGGUUUUGGGACGAGAGCUGUUACUGCUGCUUAUCCAGUUCAUGUGCCAGGAGUAUCUUUCUGGUAAUCAGCGGAUACAGCACCUUGUGAAUGAGACACGCAUUCACCUACUGCCUUCAGUUAAUCCUGAUGGCUAUGAUAAAGCCUUUGAAGUGGGAUCAGAGUUGGGGGGCUGGUCUCUUGGACGCUGGAGUCAUGAUGGCUUUGACAUUCAUCACAAUUUCCCAGAUCUGAAUUCCAUCCUGUGGGAGGCUGAAAUCCGGAACUUGGUCCCUCGUAAGGUUCUGAACCACCAUGUGCCCAUUCCUGAGUGGUACCAAUCUAAAAAUGGCACGGUUGCCAUGGAAACACGGGCUUUAAUUGCCUGGAUGGAGAAGAUCCCAUUUGUUCUUGGUGGCAACCUGCAGGGAGGGGAGCUUGUUGUGACUUAUCCUUAUGACCGCACACGCUCACUUGGGAUCACACAGGAGCAGACACCAACACCAGAUGACCACAUCUUCCGCUGGCUGGCUUUUUCAUAUGCCUCCACCCACCGACUCAUGACUGAUGCCAGGCGCCGUGUCUGUCACACUAAGGACUUUGCUAAGGAAGACAGCACUAUAAAUGGAGCAGCCUGGCAUACUGCAGCUGGGAGUAUGAAUGACUUUAGCUACCUGCAUACAAACUGCUUUGAGCUAUCCAUGUAUGUGGGUUGCGACAAAUUCCCCCAUGAGACUGAGCUGCCGGAGGAGUGGGAGAACAAUCGUGAAUCUCUCUUGGUCUUCAUGGAACAGGUACAUCGUGGAAUUAAGGGAGUGGUGAAAGAUGUAAAGGGAAGGGGCGUUACCAAUGCAAUCAUUUCUGUGGAAGGCAUAAACCAUGACAUUCGUACAGCUGCAGAUGGUGACUACUGGCGGGUGUUAAAUCCUGGAGAGUACAAAGUGACGGUCAGAGCAGAUGGAUACACCCCGACCAGUAAAAUGUGUGAGGUGGGCUAUGAGAUCGGAGCGACCCGCUGUGACUUUGUUAUCAGUCGCACCAACUUGUCACGUAUAAAGGAAAUCAUGGAGAGGUUUGGGAAACAUCCAAUCAGCCUACCAGUAAGGCAGCUCCAGAGACGACCCCAACAACGAUGGUUGGAACAUAGGUUUCGGAGAAGAGAGUAGAGGUUAAUAUAAGAAGAAACAAAAAGAGAAAAUGGAUGACAUUUCCGUGGGAAAAAAAUCCUCUUCAAAGCUUCAUUUUACUGAUAAAAAUCAAUUGUGCUCAAAUGUUGCUGCAAACAUACAUGUACAGUAUGUAUACAUGUCCUUUUUGUAUCCAAGCAAGUUGAAAGUUGCAAUUCAGGAAUACACUUCCAUUUCUGUUUGUGCAUUAUGGAAGCAUUAAAGUGUCUUUGCCUAAAGUGA
Messenger RNA from Alosa sapidissima (American shad), 2427 nucleotides. RefSeq names its product carboxypeptidase X (M14 family), member 2 (gene cpxm2). The record is from RefSeq and is a predicted model, not a curated record. Gene Ontology annotation, molecular function: metallocarboxypeptidase activity; zinc ion binding. Gene Ontology annotation, biological process: proteolysis. NCBI's taxonomy places the organism in Eukaryota, Metazoa, Chordata, Actinopteri, Clupeiformes, Clupeidae. The coding region runs from base 1 to 2184 and encodes 727 amino acids. The transcript is spliced from 13 exons.